Molecule: messenger RNA, 6200 nt
Organism: Syzygium oleosum
Lineage: Eukaryota; Viridiplantae; Streptophyta; Magnoliopsida; Myrtales; Myrtaceae
Exons: 7
Coding region: 1-5778 (1925 amino acids)
Molecular function (GO): ADP binding
Source: RefSeq, a predicted model, not a curated record
AUGGCAGCGAAAAUAAGCUCGAGUGGUUUAAAAUUCGAUAUGAAACAUGGUGAAGUCAUUGAACUCGUUGUGAAAGAGGUUUUGCAUAAGCUGAAAGUAAAACGAAGACCUUUGGACAGCAAAUUUAUUAAGGAAGACCAACAAGUAAAAGCCAUAAUGGAGUUGCUAGACGUUGACUCCAGCACAGGUGUGCGUUUCGUUGGAAUUUAUGGAAUGGGUGGGAUCGGUAAGACUACACUCGCUUCAUGUAUUUACAAUGAAAUAUAUCCUCGCUUUGAUAGCCAAUGUAGCUUUCUUGGAAACAUCCGAGAAUUGUCGAAGAAAAAUGGCCUAGUAGAUUUGCAGAAACAGUUGGCAACCGACAUCUUUGAUUCCAGGUUUGUUGAAAAAUUUAUCGACGUUGAUGAAGGGAUAGCUAGCAUAAAGAGGAGAGCUGGUUCUAAGAAAGUUCUUAUUGUUCUAGACGAUCUAGACAAGAAAGAACAGCUUAAGAAACUAGUGGGGGGGCCUGACACUUUUGGUUCUGGGAGUAGGAUUAUAAUUACAACAAGGGAUAAACGGAUUCUGAAUGAAGAGGAGGGAAUCUUAGCUUAUGAAGUAAAGCAAAUGGAUCCUAGUAAAGCGCUAGAGCUUUUCAGUUUGCAUGCCUUUAAUAGUGUCUCUCCUCCCGAUACUCAUCAGAUUCUCUCUCGAGAAGUUGUAUCUACGACCGGGGGACUCCCAUUGGCUCUUGAAGUCAUAGGUUCCUGUCUUCGUCACCAAAAUGAGGAAAUAUGGAAAGAAAUGCUAAAAAGGUUGAAGAAUGUACCUCAUGAUGAAGUUUGGGACAAGUUGAAAAUAAGUUUCGAUGAAUUACGAGAUGUGGAAAAAGAAAUUUUUCUUGAUAUUGCAUGCUUCUUCAUAGGUGAAGAGAAAUCAUGGGCAACCUAUUUCUGGGAUGCUUGUGAUCUAUACCCACAUAGCUCAUUGAAAAAACUUACUGAUUUGUGUCUGAUUAAAAUUGUUCAUGCUGAUACCAUAUGGAUGCAUGAUCAGUUGAGAGACUUUGGAAGGGACAUUGUUUGCCAAGACUGUAACAGGAAUCUGACAAGGCGCAGUAGGUUGUGGAAUGGCAAAGAAGCUCUGAAAGUAGUAAGAUCGAAAGAGAGAAAGUAUAAAGUGCAAGCACUCAAUCUAGUUGGACGUUUUUUAGAUCCAAUCGACAUUGUCGAUGAAGAACUUGAGAGGAUGCCUAAUAUGAAAUUCCUCAAGUUAAGAGCAGGGACUUUUGUUGGAGACGUCAACAAUUAUCUCCUGGAGCUAAGAUGGCUUUUUUGGUGUGUUCCUCCUCUAGAUUGUAGAAUGGCCAAUUUGGACUUGAAGAAUCUAGUAGUUUUCAAACUUUCGAGCAAUGAAAACACCGAAAACUGGGGUGGAUGGAACAUUUUGAAGGUGGCAAACAAAUUAAAAGUUCUUUCUCUCAUAAGAUGUAAUGGACUGAAACGGACUCCAGACUUUUCUGGAUGCUUGAGUUUGGAGAGACUGUCUCUUGAUAAUUGUCAAAAGUUGCAUGAAGUUGACUCCUCUAUUGGGAAGCUAAAAGGUCUUACUCACUUGGACAUUAUUUGGUGUAAGAGUCUUCUAACUUUGCCUGAAGAGAUUGGAGAACUAGCGAAUCUAAAGCAAUUUUGUAUGAAAAACUGUUGCCAAAUGAAGAAACUUCCAUACUCUAUUGGGAAAUUAGCAUCACUGUCUAAGUUGGAUCUACCAUUCUCAAAAAUUAUAAAUUUACCCAAUUCUAUUGGCAAUGCAAAACACCUGUCAUUACUUCAUCUAUCAGGCACGCCAAUUGUGGAACUUCCAAUUUCUAUUGGAGAGCUCACGCAACUCGAGUUCCUUUCACUCCAGGGAUGUGGAAGUUUAAGGAAGCUUCCAGAAUCAAUAGGCAACCUGAAAUCGUUACAGAAGUUGGAACUCUCGAGGACAAACAUUGUUGAGUUACCUGAUUCUAUUGGCAAUGCAAAACACCUAUCAUUACUUUGUCUAUCAGGCACGCCAAUUGUGGAACUUCCCAUUUCUAUUGGAGAGCUCACGCAACUCGAGUUCCUUUCAUUCCAGGGAUGUGGAAGUUUAAGGAAGCUUCCAGAAUCAAUAGGCAACCUGAAAUCGUUACAGAAGUUGGAACUCUCAGGGACAAACAUUGUUGACUUACCUAAUUCUAUUGGCAAUGCAAAACACCUAUCAUUACUUUGUCUAUCAGGCACGCCAAUUGUGGAACUUCCAAUUUCUAUUGGAGAGCUCACGCAACUUGAGUUCCUUUCACUCCAGGGUUGUGGAAGUUUAAGGAAGCUUCCAGAAUCAAUAGGCAACCUGAAAUCGUUACAAAAGUUGGAACUCUCAGGGACAAACAUUGUUGAGUUACCUGAUUCUAUUGGCAAUGCAAAACACCUAUCAUUACUUUGUCUAUCAGGCACGCCAAUUGUGGAACUUCCAAUUUCUAUUGGAGAGCUCAUGCAACUCGAGUUCCUUUCACUCCAUCGAUGUGGAAGUUUGGUGAAGCUUCCAGAAUCAAUAGGCAACCUAAAAUCGUUACAGAAGUUGAAACUCUCAAGGACAAACAUUGUUGAGUUACCUGAUUCUAUUGGCAAUGCAAAACACCUAUCAUUACUUUGUCUAUCAGGCACGCCAAUUGUGGAACUUCCAAUUUCUAUUGGAGAGCUCACGCAACUCGAGAUCCUUUCACUCCAUCGAUGUGGAAGUUUGGUGAAGCUUCCAGAAUCAAUAGGCAACAUGAGAUCGUUACAGAAGUUGGAACUCUCAGGGACAAACAUUGUUGAGUUACCUGAUUCUAUUGGCAAUGCAAAACACCUAUCAUUACUUUGUCUAUCAGGCACGCCAAUUGUGGAACUUCCAAUUUCUAUUGGAGAGCUCACGCAACUCGAGUUCCUUUCACUCCAGGGAUGUGGAAGUUUAAGGAAGCUUCCAGAAUCAAUAGGCAACCUAAAAUCGUUACAGAAGUUGGAACUCUUGGGGACAAAUAUUGUUGAGUUACCUCAUUCUAUUGGCAAUGCAAAACACCUAUCAUUACUUCAUCUAUCAGGCACGCCAAUUGUGGAACUUCCAAUUUCUAUUGGAGAGCUCACGCAACUCGAGUUCCUUUCACUCCAUGGAUGUGGAAGUUUGGUGAAGCUUCCAGAAUCAAUAGGCAACCUGACAUCAUUACAGAAGUUGGAACUCUCAGGGACAAACAUUGUUGAGUUACCUGACUCUAUUGGGAAUGCAAAACACUUGUCAUUACUUCAUCUAUCAGGCACGCCAAUUGUGGAACUUCCAAUUUCUAUUGGAGAGCUCAUGCAACUCAAGUUCCUUUCACUCCAGGGAUGUGGAAGUUUGAGGAAGCUUCCAGAAUCAAUAGGCAAUUUGAGAUCGUUACAGAAGUUGGAACUUUCAGGGACAAACAUUGUUGAGUUACCUGAUUCUAUUGGCAAUGCAAAACACCUAUCAUUACUUCAUCUAUCAGGCACGCCAAUUGUGGAACUUCCAAUUUCUAUUGGAGAGCUCACGCAACUCGAGCUCCUUUCACUCCAGGGAUGUGGAAGUUUAAGGAAGCUUCCAGAAUCAAUAGGCAACCUGAAAUCGUUACAGAAGUUGAAACUCUCAGGGACAAACAUUGUUGAGUUACCUGAUUCUAUUGGCAAUCUCACGCAACUCGAGUUCCUUUCACUCCAUGGAUGUGGAAGUUUGGUGAAGCUUCCAGAAUCAAUAGGCAACCUGACAUCAUUACAGAAGUUGGAACUCUCAGGGACAAACAUUGUUGAGUUACCUGAUUCUAUUGGCAAUGCAAAACACCUGUCAUUACUUCAUCUAUCAGGCACGCCAAUUGUGGAACUUCCAAUUUCUAUUGGAGAGCUCACGCAACUCGAGCUCCUUUCACUCCAGGGAUGUGGAAGUUUAAGGAAGCUUCCAGAAUCAAUAGGCAACCUGAAAUCGUUACAGAAGUUGAAACUCUCAGGGACAAACAUUGUUGAGUUACCUGAUUCUAUUGGCAAUGCAAAACACCUAUCAUUACUUCAUCUAUCAGGCACGCCAAUUGUGGAACUUCCAAUUUCUAUUGGAGAGCUCACGCAACUCGAGCUCCUUUCACUCCAGGGAUGUGGAAGUUUAAGGAAGCUUCCAGAAUCAAUAGGCAACCUGAAAUCGUUACAGAAGUUGAAACUCUCAGGGACAAACAUUGUUGAGUUACCUGAUUCUAUUGGCAAUGCAAAACAUCUAUCAUUACUUCAUCUAUCAGGCACGCCAAUUGUGGAACUUCCAAUUUCUAUUGGAGAGCUCACACAACUCGAGUUCCUUUCACUCUAUGGAUGUGGAAGUUUGGUGAAGCUUCCAGAAUCAAUAGGCAACCUAAAAUCGUUACAGAAGUUGGAACUCUCAGGGACAAACAUUGUUGAGUUACCUGAUUCGAUAAAAAAUCUCAAGCAAUUGAGGGUGAUGAGGUUAGCUAGGACUCCGAUAAAGAGGUUACCUGCUAGUAUUGGAAUGCUAGAGAGGUCGGAGGAGCUCGCUGCCCACAAUUGUGAACAACUUGCAAGCAAGCUUAAGAUUGAAAUUGGCAAACUAUCGUCUCUAAAUAUCCCAGACUUAUCAUAUACUCGUGUUCAUGCAGUGCCGACAGUAGUCAAUUCCCUCAUGCGACUCCAAACACUAGAUUUAACAAAUUGUAAUGAGCUUCAGGAGUUGCCAAAACUUCCCUCGAGUUUGAACUUUCUAUAUGUUCAAUCGACAUCGUUGCAGUUAGUUCCGGACCUCAGUUACCUCACAAAUCUAGUGGAAUUGGGUCUGUCUAACGGCUUUGGACAAGCACUUGCUCAGGCAUCAAACCCAAUGCAAACUCUUCAAUUACAAUGGGUUGGAAAGUUAUCUAAGUUGAAGAAAUUGAGCUGGGGCCUUUCAGAUGUUCCUGUGCCAUUAACGGAGUUGGGUUGCCAAUUUCAGCUUAGAGAACUCACUUGUUCUUGCAUAAACAAUUUCGACUUGAUAGUUGUUGGACCACAAUUUUCCAACUUGAAAUUUUUAUCCAAACUGGGUCUUUAUUGCUCUCCACUGAGGGAAAUUCUACUCGAUGGGCUUGAGCUAUUGAGAGAUUUGACCGUGAUAAAAUGCGAAUUUCUCGAGGGAUUGUCAAUUAUUUCAUCAAGCUUGAGGAAGCUCUGUGUAAUGGGAGUAUUUGAUUGCCCAAAGCUACUUGAAAUUCGAUUUCUCAGUUCGAUGGAAUCAUUGGAGAUGCUUCGGGUUGCACGCUGCGAUUCCCUAGGCGGGUUCUGUGGUUUAUCAAACUUGAAGAAGCUGAAGGCUUUAUGGAUCAACAACUGCGAUGGGCUACGGGUUGUUGUGGGCCCUGAAGAAACGGAGCUUUUGCAUCACUUGAAUUUUGACACGUGUGAAUGGUCGGAAAGGUUUGCUAAUGUAUCCAACUUAAGGAUACCAAAUGAAUGCAAGAUAAAUGUAAGGGCUUGCGCGGAAUUACCAGAUACUAAUGGCGACCUUAUCAGUUACGGGGAUUACAGAGAGAUGAUUCUUGACAGGACGAGGAAGACAUUUAAUGAGGAAGAUGUAAUGGAAACAAAUGAAGAAGAAUCAUUGAUGGAGAUCAGCAGCUAUAGGUCUCAGAGCUCGUCAUUGACUAUCAUAGGGUCUCCAGAACCUGGCACUGAGCUCGACUCUAGAGGUUUGAAUGACUUUCAGUCUCCUCCACGAACCACAUCUUCGGAUGUUUCCAAGUGUUCGUGCUCAAUUCUGUAAACAAAAUGUGUCUGAUUAAAGCGAUGGCGAGAUGAAUGAAUUCACAAUGUGAUCGAGUUCGGGAAUCUUGUGAAAUUUCGUAAGUAAUGGAGUUUACUCUGCUUUGAGGACAUGUCCCUCCUCUUCCAGGUCCACCACAGGGGAAAUUUAUUGUCGAUUGUUCGAGGUAAUUAAUUCCAUUUUGUGAAAAUCCAAUUGUGUGCCACGUCGAUUUCCGAUGCAUAUGAUACUUUUCUCGAAAGUGCGCAAUAUGAUGGGCAAGCUCAAGGUAUCAGUAUGUUCAACUAAUAAAUUUUAUGCCAUAGGUCACUCUUUUUUGUUAAUGCCGUAGGAAGUCAUUUUUAAACAGUUAAAGAAGAAGAUGAUCUAAUUCUCCAGAUGAUCCAGUACUUCAGAGUCAGUUGUUGUAAUUGUUAUCAUUU